Messenger RNA from Pogonomyrmex barbatus (red harvester ant), 3289 nucleotides. RefSeq names its product UDP-glucosyltransferase 2-like. The record is from RefSeq and is a predicted model, not a curated record. Gene Ontology annotation, molecular function: UDP-glycosyltransferase activity. Lineage: Eukaryota; Metazoa; Arthropoda; Insecta; Hymenoptera; Formicidae.
UAUAUAGAGCCUUUUACAUAGACAGUAAACGCAGUUUACAUUCUUAACGGUACAACUUGCUGAGAACACUGGAAAGAUGUGGAAGAUGUGUGUAUUUUCAAUAAUGACAGUUUUGUGCGUGAUGAUGCAAUAUAAUGCAAUAUAUGCCAAAAGAAUAUUAUUUAUAUCAAAUUUUCCAUCAUACAGCCAUCAAAUAACUUAUCGUGGUUUAUUAUUAGAAUUAAACAGACGAGGUCAUGAGAUUGUGUCAGUGACUACGAAUCCUAUAAAAAAUUCUUCUUUAACUAAUUAUACAGAAAUCGACUUAAACUAUUUUUAUAACGGUCUUCCUGAAUUUAAAAAGUUGCCGUAUCCUACUAUCACUGCGGCAAAUAUAGCAUUUCCGAUUUUAGCAGUGGAACGUAUUUUAUGGACUGCGGGGCACUUCAUGAAUCGUGAGGUUUUCAAAAAUCCAGAAUUUAAAAAAUUAUACAUGCCUGGUAGCAAUGAACAUUUUGACGCAGUUAUUGUAGCACAGGGCACAACAUUUUCACUAAAUGCUCUUGCAUACAGAUUUAAUGCUCCUCUCAUAGGUAUUUCAAGUCUGGAUAUGUACAAUAAUUUGCGCUAUACAUUUGGAUCCUUGAUUCUCCCAUCGCAUAUCUCUAAUUGGCAAACUAAUACGCCAGUUGAACAUAAUAUGUCAUUUUGGAGAAGACUCGUCAACUUUUAUGAAGUGUGGAUGCAGAUGUACGCUUGGGUGAACAAAUUUGUUCCUGUAGAGGAUGCGCUCGCGAAAAAGUAUUUAGGAGAAGAUUUACCGCAUAUCAGUGAUAUAGCGAGAAACAUGAGCAUAUAUCUCGUAAAUAGACAUCCAGCGUUUUUACAUGGCAAACCUGAACAACCGAAUGUUAUAUAUUUCCAUGGUUUACAUAUCGCAAAAACACCGGAUCCUCUACCAGAAAAUAUAAAGCAGUUUCUUGACGACGCGAAAAAAGGAUUUAUUUAUAUGAGUCUUGGGACCAAUGUUAAAUGGAAGGAGUUACCAAAUUAUAAAAGGAUUCUCGAAGUAUUUGUUGACACAUUCUGCGCCUUACCAUACAAAGUCAUUUGGAAAUAUGAUUCUGAUCUAUUACCCUGGAAAUGUAAAAAUAUACUGUCAUCGAAUUGGUUUCCGCAGCAAAGCAUUCUCGCUCAUCCAAAUAUCAAACUAUUCAUUUACCAAGGCGGCCUUCAGAGCACAGAAGAGGCUUUUUAUUAUGGGAUUCCACUCAUAGGGAUACCCAUUUUAUGGGAUCAGAGAUAUCAUGUACGAAAUGUAGUAAAAUUAGGUAUUGGAGUACGUCUUGAGUAUAAUAAUGUUUCGAAAGAAAUUAUUGAGACCACUAUACAUGAAGUUAUAAAUAACAGAAGAUACAAAGAUCGGAUGGAACAUACGAGUAAACUUUACAAGGACGGACCGUAUGACAGUCUUCAAAAUGCGGUACAGUGGAUUGAAUACGUGAUGCGUCAAAAUGGGACAUCUUUCUUGCGAAAUAGUCUUUGCGAUGAACCGUGGUAUCAACGAUAUGAUUGGGAUAUCAUCGGAUUUUUCGCCAUAAUAUUAUUUAUUGCAUCCUGCAUUUCUAUGUGGGCAUUAUAUCAGAUUUUGCAAUUUCAUGCACGAAUAAUAUCGAAUUCUCUGUACAAAUAUACCAAAUCAAAAACGCAUUAUUUAGAAAGACAAAACGGCAAAAUGAGGGAAGUUACUUGUACAAUGUUUGUCGUUUUAUUUUUAUGCAUUCUAUUAACAAGUAAUACAGCAAGUGCCAAAAGAAUAUUUGUGAUUAUGGUUGCACCUUUUGAAAGUCAUCUGAUAGUUCAUCGAUCGUUAUGUUUAGCCUUACAUAAACGUGGACACGAACUGGUCGUACUUACUACACAUCCGAUAAAAGAUUCGACAUUACAAAAUUAUACAGAAAUUGCAAUAUCACAACAUGUAGCGAUAAAUGAACGAUUUAAAAGAAUAUCUCAAAUGCCACUGAUCGAAUUUCUGAAAGACAUAGCAAGAUUGGCAAACAAAUAUGUCAGACUACUAUUUAAAAAUCCAGAUUUUAUAAAGUUCUAUAACAGCAAUGAAAAGUUUGAUGCGAUUAUUAUAGAACAAAUAUCAUGUUAUGUAAUAAAUGUUCUUGCGCAUAAAUUUAAUGCUCCUCUUAUAGGAAUCUUAACUCUGGGCUUACAUAAUUACCACCGAUACAUUUUUGGUGGUCCUAUACUUUCAUCGCAUCCUUCAAACUGGGAAUUUGAUGUAUUGUCUGAGGAGCAACCAUCAAUUUGGCAAAGACUAUGGAAUUUUAUUGACACGUGGCGUACUAUCUAUUUUUACAUUAAUGAAGCUAUAGGGGAUGGGGACGAAAUUGCUAAAGAAUAUUUUGGAAAUGACAUACCAAAAAUCGCCGACAUAAUGAAAAAUAUGAGUUUGAUGUUAGUAAAUGAGCACCCAAUAUACACAUACCCUAGACCUGAGCAGCCAAAUGUCAUGUUUUUUAGUGGCAUUCAUAUACAAAAAACGCCACCGUCUUUACCGAACGAUUUAGGUCAAUUUCUGGAUAAUGCAACGGAAGGAUUUAUUUACGUGAGUUUUGGAACCACUUGUAUCACCUGUCACUUUUUACCAAAAGAAAUGCUGGAAAACUUUGUUCAAGUGUUUUCGAAAUUACCUUAUAAAAUAGUUUGGAAAUUCGAGUGCGAGUUACCGAGGAAGCUCGAUAAUGUGUUUAUCUCAAAAUGGUUUUUACAGCAAGGCGUACUUGCUCAUCCGAAUAUCAAGCUGUUUAUUACUCAAGGCGGAUUGCAGAGUACUGAAGAAGCUUUCCAUUACGCGGUUCCACUCUUAGGAAUUCCGAUUAUAUCCGAACAAGGAAAUCGGAUUCGGCGAUUGGUUUCCUUGGGCGUGGCAAAACAAAUUAAAUUACACGAAAUUACUCAAGAAAAUCUUAAUAGUACUAUUCAUGAGAUCAUUAAUAAUAAAAGCUAUAAAGAAAGGAUGAUGUAUCUCAGUUUUCUCUUCAAAGAUCGGCCAUAUGACAGCCUCGAGAAUGUAAUAUGGUGGAUAGAAUACGUGAUGCGCCACAAAGGAAUAAAUCAUCUUCAAUUUAGUGAAAGCGAUAAACCAUGGUACGAACGUUACGAUAUGGAUGUUAUCGCAUUUCUUUCUAUAAUAUUAUUUAUAAUGAAUUGCGCAAUAGCACUGAUUAUCAUUCAAAUUAUACAUUUUAUCUUACGUAAAACUAUACUCCCUUCUCGUUAAAAUUUCAAAUCUUGAAAU